Colius striatus (speckled mousebird) is the source of this 7759-nucleotide messenger RNA. It is a transcript of the gene MBTPS2, whose product is annotated as membrane bound transcription factor peptidase, site 2. Gene Ontology annotation, biological process: regulation of response to endoplasmic reticulum stress; membrane protein intracellular domain proteolysis. Lineage: Eukaryota; Metazoa; Chordata; Aves; Coliiformes; Coliidae. Gene Ontology annotation, molecular function: protein binding; metalloendopeptidase activity. The record is from RefSeq and is a predicted model, not a curated record. The transcript has 12 exons. Gene Ontology annotation, cellular component: membrane; cytoplasm. Bases 137 to 1678 code for a protein of 513 amino acids.
CCGGCACCUGCCCUAGCUCGACGCGGUUGCCCGGAAGCGUCCGACCGGGGCAAUAUAUCUGAUGGAGAAAGGUUCCGGAGCAGAUUUAGUUCCGGGGGUUCCCUCCGCCUAAGCCGCGGCCGCCUCGGCUGCAACAAUGAUCCCGAUCUCGGUGGUGGUGUGCGUGCUGGGGGGCUGGUGCGCCAUCUACCUGGCGGAUACACUGCUCAAGUCAUCCAACUCUCUGAAGGCAUCUUAUGAAGACUGGCUGCUGACAUACGGCUUAAGCAUCUCUCCUUUUCAUAUGCGAUGGCAAACAGCUCUCUUCAACCGACAGUUCUACAACUGGGGGAGAUGGAAACCCAGAUUUCUGUAUUUAUGGUUCAGCAUAGGAAUGGUGUUUGGUAUAGUUGCCAUGUUUGGCUCUGUUAUUCUUCUUGGAAAGACACUGAUGCAAACGCUGUCGCAGAUGCUCACUGAGGCACCAAAAGCCCAGAAUGAUCGUAUGCUGCAAGUUGUGGUGCCUGGUGUAAAUUUGCCUGUCAGCCAGCUGACCUAUUUCUUCUCAGCAAUCCUCAUCAGUGGUGUGAUACAUGAAAUCGGCCAUGGGGUGGCAGCCAUUCGAGAACAAGUACGAUUUAAUGGAUUUGGGAUUUUUAUCUUCAUUAUCUAUCCUGGUGCAUUUGUUGACCUCUUCACAACCCACUUGCAACUGAUAUCACCAGUCCAACAAUUAAGAAUAUUUUGUGCAGGAGUGUGGCAUAAUUUUGUUCUUGGUGUUGCAAGUUUCAUGGGUUUAUUUUUGCUGCCAGCUAUUCUUUUCCCUUUCUAUUCCACGGGUCUUGGGGCACUUGUCACUGAGGUCGCAGAGGAUUCUCCUGCCAAUGGACCAAGAGGUCUUUUUGUAGGAGACCUUGUCACUAACCUACAAGACUGCCCAGUUUAUAGUGUGGAAGACUGGAAUUCCUGUCUGGGAGACAUUUCAGAAAAGUCACAGGUUGGCUACUGUCUGAGUGCAGCUACCCUACAGCAGUUAAGCUUUCCAGCUAGAGUCUAUAGAAGACUCGAUGGCACAGUUGAAUGUUGUAGUAACAACAGCCUCACAGACAUUUGCUUUUCAUAUAGCAAUAACUUGGACAGCCAACUGUAUGCCUGUCUGCCAGCACGAAAAGUUAUUGAGGCCAGCAAAGUUUGUCGAACCAACACGGACUGCCAGAAGGACUUUGUUCCAAGCUUUUGCGUGACUCCUUCUUUAGAGAACCAAACAAGACUAAUCAGGGUAAAACAUCCACCCCAUAUUGACAUGCUGUACGUAGGACACCCUAUGCAUCUUCAGUACACAGUGGAGAGACAUGGACUGCUCAGGCCUAAAAUGAAAUGUGCACAGUGCAAUGAUUUACAAAGUCUCAGCAGCUUUGUACCACGACAAAACUUUCUAAGCAUUGAUCUGCCAGUGGUGAUAGAGACGUUUUGCAAGUACCUAAUUUCACUAUCAGGAGCACUGGCAGUUAUCAACGCUGUACCCUGCUUUGCUUUGGAUGGUCAGUGGAUAUUAAAUUCAUUCCUCGAAGCCACUCUGAGCUCCCUGAUUGUAGAAAAACAAAACAGAGAGCUUGUUGGCUUUUUAAUUUUGCUUGCUGGUAGUGCACUUUUGGCUGCCAAUGUUGCACUGGGACUUUGGAUGGUGACAGCACGAUAGAACAUCGGAUAUACUUCCAUCGGUUCUUAAAGUACACGGAAAUAAUGAACUUGUUGCGUUUUAAAACUUGUUCAGUACCGAGAUUGAAAUAAUUCCCUUAAAAUGACACAGAAAGAACAAUCACUGGUGGCUGCUGUUUUAAUUUUAAACUGUACAAUGUUGUGCCUGUGGUCAUAGGAAAUCUAAUAGAAGGAUCUUUUUAUAGGCUCUUUAAGCAUGGUACUGAUUUUGUAGAAAUCGCAUUGUAAAGUUUCACAGGGAAAAGCCUGAGACUUUAUUAAUUUAGAUCUCUAAAGGAAUUAUGUGGCCUCAAACCUUUGUAAAAUGGGAGAAGAAACCACUUAGGUUUUAUUUUAUAAUUUGAAUAAUUGUCAGAAAAUCUGUGUGGGCUCCGAGCAUUUCUCAGUCAGCAUAGUCUUGAGUGUCUUGUUUUGGGGGUUUUUUCGAUCUGAUAUUCUACCAAACUGGACUCUAAGAAGACCUAAAGUCAGAAUCUCAAAAUGUUUACCAUGUGUUCAUGAGGAGAGAGGCCACAUGGGUUAGUAUCUUUCCUUUUCAGCUGGCCAAAAUGGCUAGAAGCGUGCUUUUCUCAGAAUGUAGCUGAGAAGUCCCAGUGUCUGUUUGAGACAUGCAGAAGUAUAGUAAAGCCCACAUCUGUUUCUUACACUUUCAGUUGUGUAUCAUCAUACACAGCUGAAGGUUUUUUAAAGGCAAUAUUUGUUAGCAAUAGCUACAAGAGAACAUAAAUUUAGUUUCUGUGUGCUGAAGUAUGCUGUGCGCAGUUGUUCCCAAGUGAUAGGUAAUGUUUGUGGUGUUUUACUCAGAAAAUAAUACUGUACUAUACAUGUUUACAGUUAAAAGUGAAACCUGUUGUUUUUAUGGUGUCUGCCUUCUGAUGCUAUGCAUGUAAUACGUACAGUAGCUCACUGAUGUUUUUCUGGUUUUCAAAGGGUUGUUUUCUUUUGCUAGGAUUCAUUCAGUUCAAAGAUAGCUAUCAAAGACAUAAAGCUCAAGCUGGUCUUGGAUCAGAAUCACUUAGACGGAGGAUAUGAUUGUGAAUUGAACUAAUUUAAACACUUGGCUUAGCUUUAUGAAAUGAAUACAGACCAUAUCCUCCUCCUUAAAUGGACAGUGGAAAAAAACUCACUGUUUGGCUGACUGAAGUAUGUCUGACACACUUUGAAGCUCUUUAAAUCUGUAAUAUUUUAUACCCAAUAGGAUUAUAUGUUGACUCAUCUUCGCGUGACACUGCCUAGCCUAUGUAAGUGGGGUUCAGUCAGAGCCCUGCCUCGAUAUAGGCUGAUUUUAUUUUAUUUUCUUUAAAAAAAAAAAAAAGCAAAAACAAAACAAAAAAACCAAAAAAAAACCAGCAAAAAGGAAGCUCUAGUUUGAGAGUCAAAAUAUUUGAAACAGGAAAUUUUUUAAAAAACACCCUACAACUUCUGGCUCCUGCAGUGUUCCCCAUAGGAGCUGCUGCAGCUCACAGUUCCUUUACAGAAACAGGCUUUCCAUCAGGAACAGAAGUGGAAGCUAAGCUUACGGAUACUGGACUGCUAACAGAUUCUCUUGGCACUAGAGGUAAAAGCCCGAUUUAUUUUAAAAGUGGGAUUGAGCCUAAUUCCUGGUGCUACUGCAUGGAUUCAUAACCAUGAUGUUUGCAUUUGUCCAUUGAUGUGUUACUGUAUUUUUGCAGAGUAGCGUUCACACUUACUUAAGAUGUAUUCAUUUGUUCAGAUGAUGCAAGCAGUGAAGAGAGCGCAUGCUUGUGUAUUUCCUGGUAUGUUUACUUACCCCUCCAGUGCUGUCAAAAGCUGGAUGGGGCUCUUGAAGUUCACCUCUAUGGGGUGGCAGGCCCAUGUCUCUCAUUUUUAGUCAUUUCAACCUAGGCAUGUCAGCACAGAUACUGGUAAGAGUAAAUCCUCCAGUCAGUCCAGCCUGAGUUCUCUUUGGGGACUGUAUGAUAUAAAGUCACACAAAGUGCAAGAAAAAAAAAAGAAAACAAUUAGAAACUGCCAGCAGGCAUCUGUUUCUUCUGGAGAUAUACUGAAAGUCUUAACUCAUCAUCACUCCUGGAAACACAUAGAGUUUUCACGGUAGCAGUUCUGAUGGGCCACUCUGCCGUCUCUUCAAGGAUGGGAUGGGUAAGAGCAACCUGAUUCUUGCACAAAGCCUGACUGUGAGGCUAUGCUCCAGCAGCCUGCUCACUCACCUAAGUGACUACUUACUCAUCUGAGCUCUUCCUUUCAGGGGCUCUGUGUCACUUCCCUCUGUAUCUGUGUUUUGUCCAAUCUACAGUGCACAAAAUCAAUUUGGACUUGGGCAUUUUAAUGCAAUUUAGUAACACAGGACAUAUACUUUUCAAAACGGCUACUAUUUAUGUAUCAGAGUUGUAGUUCUGUCUUCUUAUCUACAGCAACAGCAAGUGCAUCUGUGAUGACUUCUAAAAUAUUCUGUGACAAAUAUUUCGAGUUUGAUACUUUAUAUAUUCAUGAUGACUACAAGUACUUGGGACAAUUGUUUAGCAUGGUACCCCUCCUGGGGAUGUAGGCAAGAGCUUUAAAGAAACUUUGGUUUUCCAUAAGCAUACUUGUUACAUGUGUUGUAAUGAGAUUGGCAGGUUGUUCCUGGUUAUUUAAGGUGCUACCAAAACAUGAUGUUUUAUCAAAGGAAACUAAAUUUGGUUUAUUUUAUACAGUCACUGAAAGUCACAGUUAUACUAAGGAGAACUUCAGUCUGUGUUUGACCUCAGUCAGAAAGUAGAGAAGACAUUGGUCAUGGUUUUAACAGAACAGACAUGCUAAUACACUAAAAACCCUGGUUAUUUUCUAUGGAAUGAGACAUUUCUAGUACUGUCUCAUACAUGAGUCCAUUUCUCCAUGUGCUGGAAUUCUACUGAGUAAGGAUUGAUUUAGGUAUGUAUAAGUGCUUUGAAUCAAGACUUUAAGCAAAUGGAGUAUGAAUGGUGACCCAGCACAUCUUAGGUUACCUGUGGGCAAAGUUAAUAGUUAAGUUGGACCAUUGUCUGAAGAAAAAGUUAAGUGGAUCCAUUUCAGUCUCCUAUACUCCUAACACAUGGGUUAUAUUCUGAUAAGCAAGUGUCAUACAAACAGUUAUUGGGAGGGUUUUGGCUGGGGUUUGUUUGUUUAACAAGCAAACACAGAAGGACACAAUGGUUUUUUUUGUGCUGGAGUGUUUGCCUUGUUUUAUCUACUUGAGGUUUUGUAAGGAAGCUUUUCCUUAAAAAUGAGUCUUUCCACUUCUUGUUCUGAUUAGCCCCUCAGAAUGUAACAUAGUCUUUAAUGCAGAAUCCAUCAAUAUAAUCAUAGGGCAUAUUGACUGGAGUGUAAACCAGAACAGUCUUAAAGAUUGGAUGGAUACUAGUAUUUAUGUAUAUACUAUGCAUAUUAAAUCUGUAUCAGAUGGAAAAAAGUAACGUCUUAACUUUGUGAAAUGUUAUACAUAGCUUUUACUUGGAAAUUGCCAAAAAAAUCCAUAAUUAUAAUCAGUCAUUGUUCUGAUUUGUUUUUAUGAGAUUUUUUUUUUUAAAUCAGCAAAAGCUGCUGUAGCAUGUUCUGAUAAUGCAUGAUACAACAUGAAAAUAGCUAACAACUUAGCAUGUGGGGAUGUUACAUGCUUUUUGCUAAUUUAGGAAAUUAAAACCAGCUUGCUUUUAUAUUAGUUAAAUGAAAGAGACUUCACUAGAAAAAAUAUAGACAAACUUGCAGAUUAGUCAGGCCAAAUUUGAGUCGCAGUGGAAAAUCUGUUAACUCAUCCUUUUUAUUUGGAAUGAAACGACCAACUGUAUCGACAGUUGGGUUUUUUCAGUGAUGAUAAUUCUGCAUACAUACAUAUGAUAGAUACAUACACAGCCACAGGCUGUCUUGCAGCUUUGGGGGAUAAGUUACAGCAGUCCUCCAUACUUUGCAAUAUAGGCUUUUUUCCUUCUUUAUGAAUUCUGUAGAUUUCUCUGGAUUUUAAAAUUGCAGGGGAAUGGGAAGGACAAUCAAAAAAAAGGGAAACUUUUGGGUUGAGAUAAGAACAAUAUCAUAUGUAAAAUAAAAUAUAUCAACAAUUAUAUUUUUUAAAUAAUGAUAAUUGUAAUGAAAAUUAAAGCAACAAAUAUAGAAAUAAAACCCAAGAAAGACAAGCAAUGGCUCAUCGCCCCCUGACUGCUGCCUGAGCAAGGAUCUGCUCCUUCCCACCACCUUCCCCCAGUUUAUGUAUUGGGGAUGAUGUUCUGUGGUGUGGAAUAACCCUUUGGCCAGUUCAGGUUGGCUGUCCUGCCCAUGAUCCCUCUUAGUUUCCCUGUGCACCUCCUCACUGGCAGAGCACAGAAAACUGAAAAGUCCAUCACUUAGGAUAAGUGCCACAUAACACUAGCUAAACCAUCAGUGUGUUAUCAGCAUUAUUCUCGCUCUAAAUCUGAAACACAUCCCUGUACCAGCUACCAGGAAGAAAAUGAAACCUCUUCCAGCUGAAACAAGGACACUUAAGACAGAAGACAAGUGAUGGACAUAAUGUAGCAGCUGCAUAAGUUUUGCUCAGUUGAUGCUUAGAAAAUGUUUCUUGCGGCAUCAGCUACAACCAUGUUAAACACAGAUUUUUCAGGGCAACUAAAAGAGGUCAACUUUAGAAUCCAUCGGUCUCUAAAUGCGGCUGUUUGUUGUCUCUGAAUCAUAACUGAGAUGAGUGAGACUCUGUAGAAUAUACUGAGGAAAUAAUGUUUUCAGGACAGACCUCCCCACAACAGUUAGGGUGUUCUGGCUCUCUUGAAAUACGGAUAUAAUUUUGUUCAGUUUAAGACACAAACAAUCCCAAGUUUUCCCAAUAGUUUCCUGUACAUUUUGCAUAAUGGCGAAGAGUGACCUGUAGCAAAUAUUUUUUAAAUUAAAUUCCUUAUAUCUUCUGUGUAAAAGAUCUGAAAUUGUAUCUGGAUAUAAUUUAUGACAAAUGAAGAAGGGUUAUAAGGGUUGAUGUAGCUUAGUCUGUAUUUAAUUGUUUUUAAAAGAUGUGAGUUAGUUAUUUGUAAAGUAUACAUUUUGUAAGCCUGCAUUCAGAUUAGUUCCCACAACCAGUCUUGCCUCAGCUUUGUUGUUGUGACCUUGUGAGUAAGGAAGCUGAAUCUAACUCAGGUGAUAUCCAAUAUUUGCAGUGAUUUUAUACCCUCUUUAUCCUGAAUUUCAUUGAAUCAUAGAAUCAUAGAAUGGUAGGGUUGGAAGGGACCUUUAGAUUAGUUAUUUGAUGUGGCUGAGUUACUUGGGGUACGUGCACUGUAUUAAUGCGACAUUUGGGAAGCAUCGUACUAGGGGCUGCCAGAAAACGGCAGCUCUAUGACUCCUGUUCCUUGGGCUCACCCGCUAUGAUCACGUGAAGAGCAGAUGGAUGUGUCUGAGGUAGUGAGGAACCUCAGUUUAUGGCAGCUUUAUGAAACCUUCAUGCUGCUGACCCAGUGUGAAAGGACAGGAACAAAGAGCAGGAUAUGACACUGCAAUUCCAUUCAUUCCAUUUACACUGGCAUGACACAGGAAAAGAACUUGCAAUUAACAUUUCAGAGCGUGCAGAUAUGUUUUCCAGCACUUCAUUAAACCAUUCCAUGUAGCUUAUUUAGUAAAAUUUAUGUGGUUAUUUCUCACAUCCAGAUGUUCAUCUUGGGUUGGUUUUUUGCAGCAUCAUAGUGUAAUUGACCUUCAUUUGAUACUAGUUUGAAAGUUUGGAGGCUAUUCCCAAGGCAUCGCUAGAGACAUCCAAUUUCUUCUUUCCCUAGAUGUUUGUUAAUAUUUUAAAUUCCUCUUUUCCUUACAUGACUUUGCUUUUAGAUUUCAUAUGCUCGGAUGAUCUUAUCUAAAGCCUGUCAAUGGAAUAUGCAUUGUUUUGAAACUCACUGUGGGCUUUUUUUCCCUCUACAUAGCCUUAUUUUUCACACUGACUCACAGCUGUGGAAUGUUAGAUUUCUAGACCCUUUGUUCCCACUAUGCAUUGUUCGUGAUCAUGUUUUUUAGAAAGAAAAAGCUUCAUUUUGAAAAUGUCAGCUAACAAAUAUAUGGAAGACUUUGAAUAAUGUAUUGUGGUUUUGUUUUGCUU